AUGCAAUCAUCGGAAAAUGUCAUCAUCACUGCCAAUGAUUCACAACAAUCACAACAACAACAAUGGACAUUGGAAGAACAUGAUCAAUUUUUACAAGGCUUAAAGCGAUAUGGAACCGAUUGGAAUAAAAUUCAAAAUUUAAUUCCGACCAAAGAAAAGAAUGAUAUUAGAGAAUAUGCGAAGGAAUUUUUCAAAAUGAAUAAGAGUGCCAUGAAUGAUUUAAUGGAGUGUUUUGAUGAUGAUUGCCAUCGGAAUCAUUCUGAAUCAUUCAUUUCAACACCGGAGGCACUUGCAAGUGCUUUUUUAACCAAUCCCGAAAGCGUUAAACAAUGGCAAAAAGAAACAUUAGAAAUGAAUCAUACAAGAAGAAUGAAUCAAACAUUUGUUGGAUCAUCAUCACCAAGCACUGAAAUGACAAAAUUUGACAAGAUGAAUCUCAUAAGCACUCCCUACAGUCAACAAUGUGAUUUGUUAGAUUUGGAAGCUCAGACUCGAACCUUGGACGAGGAGGUUGAAUUAAUGAAAAAUAGUGAGGAAAAGCAGUCAUUAUUGGAGUCAAUAUUAAAGAAUAUCAAGGAGAGAGGAGAUUCAUGUGAAAAGAUUGAAAAUUUAAUUGGAUCCACAGAGGACGAGCAAAAUUCAGAAAAACGUACAAACGGAGGAAUUCACGUGCAUGAUCAUUCAUCAAUACCUUCGAACAAGCCAAAUUUUCGAAAUAUUUACACCUUUCUUGGAGCUUUGUUUGAACCUGAAAGAUAUAAUGUUGAAGAAUUGAGUGAAAUGUUAUCACCUCAAGAAAAGGAGAUUUUACAAAUACUCAUGCACAACUUGGCGAUCACUCUCUCGACACAGCAAUUUCAGGAAGAGUACUCGACCUAUGUUCAUCAACUUUCUCAAUCUUCCGGCACCGCCUCCGGACCUCCAAUCAUGACGCAACAACAAUACCAAAAUUUCACUCAACAAUUGUCAUCCAGAGGAGAAAAUUCGCAUACGUCUUCUUUACAGAGAAACUCACCGAACCAAUUGCCUGAAGAACAAUAA
Molecule: messenger RNA, 1041 nt
Organism: Naegleria fowleri
Lineage: Eukaryota; Heterolobosea; Eutetramitea; Acrasida; Naegleriidae
Exons: 1
Coding region: 1-1041 (346 amino acids)
Source: RefSeq, a predicted model, not a curated record